Messenger RNA from Jaculus jaculus (lesser Egyptian jerboa), 2412 nucleotides. RefSeq names its product endothelin receptor type B (gene Ednrb). The transcript has 8 exons. Gene Ontology annotation, molecular function: endothelin receptor activity. Gene Ontology annotation, biological process: vasoconstriction; enteric nervous system development; regulation of blood pressure. The record is from RefSeq and is a predicted model, not a curated record. Bases 16 to 1620 code for a protein of 534 amino acids. Gene Ontology annotation, cellular component: membrane. Lineage: Eukaryota; Metazoa; Chordata; Mammalia; Rodentia; Dipodidae.
UUGGGGAAGGGACGGAUGAAUACAAGUACUUGUCUGAGGACCGAAGCGACCCCGGGCGAGCUGCGGAGGCUCCGCUGUCUGGCAUUCUCUCAGCGUGUCGUCAGAGCCCCAGCGGCCAGCAGCAGCGGGAGCGCGGGUGAGCUCGGCUGCAGCCCCGCAGAGCCCCGCGCGCGCCGGGAGGGGAGCUCUGCGUCCAGGGCUGGAGAUUCCCAGCUAGAGACUCGGCGCCUGGCGCGUCCCACCCACCAGACAGAAAACAGCCGAGCGGUCACCGGAGCAAGCAGGAACAUGCAGCUACCCGCCAGCCUGUGCCGACGCGCCCUGGUGGCGCUGGUGCUUGCCUUGGGCGUGAUGGGGGUCUGGGGAGAAGAAAAAGUAUUCCCUCCAGUCCAAGCCACUCCAUCGCUUCUGGGGACCGAAGAGGUAAUGACACCACCCACUAAGACCGCUUGGCCAAGAGGUUCCAACUCCAGUCUGCCACGCUCCUUAGCACCUGCGCAGGGACCCAAAGGAGGAAAGAUGGCUGAAGCCCCGCCGCGACCCUUCGCCCCUCCCCCGUGCCAAGGACGCACUGAAAUGAAGGAGACUUUUAAAUACAUCAACACGGUUGUGUCCUGCCUGGUGUUCGUGUUGGGCAUCAUUGGGAACUCCACGCUUCUGAGAAUCAUCUACAAAAACAAGUGCAUGCGGAAUGGUCCCAAUAUUUUAAUUGCCAGCCUGGCUCUGGGAGAUGUACUGCACAUCCUCAUCGAUAUCCCCAUCAAUAUCUACAAGCUGCUAGCAGAGGACUGGCCAUUUGGAGCAGAGAUGUGUAAGCUGGUGCCCUUCAUCCAGAAGGCCUCCGUGGGAAUCACUGUGCUGAGUCUAUGUGCUCUAAGUAUUGACAGAUAUCGAGCUGUUGCUUCCUGGAGUCGAAUUAAGGGAAUCGGGGUUCCAAAAUGGACAGCAGUAGAAAUUGUUUUAAUUUGGGUGGUCUCUGUGGUCCUGGCUGUCCCUGAAGCUAUAGGCUUCGAUAUGAUUACAAUAGACUACAAAGGAAGGCCUCUACGAACCUGCCUGCUUCAUCCAGUUCAGAAAACAGCCUUCAUGCAGUUUUAUAAGACAGCUAAAGAUUGGUGGCUAUUCAGUUUCUACUUCUGUUUGCCACUAGCCAUUACUGCAUUUUUUUAUACACUGAUGACUUGUGAAAUGUUGAGAAAGAAGAGUGGCAUGCAAAUCGCUUUAAAUGAUCACUUAAAGCAGAGACGAGAAGUGGCCAAAACCGUCUUCUGCCUGGUCCUUGUUUUCGCUCUCUGUUGGCUUCCCCUUCACCUCAGCAGGAUCUUGAAGCUCACUCUUUAUGACCCGAAUGAUCCUCAUAGAUGUGAACUUUUAAGCUUUUUAUUGGUAUUGGACUAUAUUGGCAUCAACAUGGCCUCACUGAAUUCCUGCAUUAAUCCAAUUGCUCUGUACUUGGUGAGCAAAAGAUUCAAAAACUGUUUUAAGUCUUGCUUAUGCUGCUGGUGCCAGUCAUUUGAAGAAAAACAGUCCUUGGAGGAAAAGCAGUCGUGCUUAAAGUUCAAAGCCAAUGAUCACGGAUAUGACAACUUCCGUUCCAGUAAUAAAUACAGCUCAUCUUGAAAGAGGGAUUAUUCACUGCAUCUCAUUUUCCUUAUUUUGGACAGAUGUCAUUAAAAGAAAAUGAAACCUUUGCCAAAUCUAAGUGAAAAGCUGUAUCCUUGCACAAAACUAUAAAAAUGUGAGAGGGAUUGCUUUUAACACAGUUACACCUGACAUUUUAUGAGCUGUUUACAACAUAAGAAAAGCGCUGAGAAUUAUGAAGUCUCAUCAUGUACAGCACUUAAUGUCUUUUUUACAGUUAGCACUUCGACAAAGCUCUUAGUAGCUUCCAGCGUACUCACAUGCCCUUUUAUCUAAAACCUCAGAAUUUCUGCUGAGGAGGUUUAUUGUUGAAUCAUAUGAACGUAAACAAAGGAAAAAUGUGUCCUGCAAAAGAGUUUGUAAUGAAGUUUCAGUUGCUCAAUUUGAAAUUUGAAAAACUAUCUUUCAACCAAAAAAAAACAGCUUUUAUUAUGAACAGUGCUGCACCAUUGGUCAGAUGUUAAUCAACACACCAUUGGCCAGAUGUUAAUAGAAUAGAACAUGUGAAUGCAAUGUAGCAGGUGCAUUCUUUUGGACAUUAGGAACAUUUAAAUAAUUAGGAAAGAGUGUUAAAAAAAAAAAAAAGAAAUCAGACCAAGCUUUUGAAGUCAUUACAUUUUUUUUUUUUUGCAUUCAGAUAAAAUCAAAUGUCACAAAGAGAAAGGGAAGGUUUGAAUUGUUGUGAAUAAAGGCCUUUUCUAAACUCAUCCAUUGACAUUCUCUACCAAAAAAAAAAAAAAAUAACACAACACUCCCUAUGAUAUUUUUCAA